ACGAUCAUGGACCCUAUUGUGUGUGCCCCGCUUAUCGUGUUGAUUUUUUAUGCUAAAAAUAGAUUUGGAUCAUUUUCUGUUAUUGUUGUCGCUAGUAUAUAAUAAUGGUUGUGAUGGAAAACUACGUUCCCAAAGCACUCCGCUAACCCGCACGAUGAUAAUGGAUGAGCCCAUUGAUGGUGUGUAGUGCGCUCAUUGCGAUUACCGUCGUGGUUCUUCGGGAGCGUUGCACCGCGCUAUCGGUGGUGAUGAUUCUCGAUAAGCCAUUAGCGCCGACGCCAACCAACGGAGUUUGACUGAUUACUUUCAACAUCCGGAUGACGAAUCACUGGCUGGGCUCAGCGCAGAUCAGACGGGGUAUUAAGUGUAACAAACAUGGGAACCUUGGAACACGAUGCAUUGUGUGGCGCUGAAUAAAAGGAGGUUUUAAGUUAAUCGCGCGUUACUCUCCGAGCGCAUACUAGUUGGAAUCGACGCGGUGGAAGUUAAGCUGACAAGCAUUUGGUUGCCCGGAAAAAGAAAACUAAUCCAAGUAACGCGUUCUCUAGCUAUGGCUGGUCGUGAUGUCGAGUUGAAUGAACUACCCCCGGGAGACCCAAGGUCUACCGCCAACAGGACACCAACAGACGAUGAGGAUAUUAGUGAAAGGAUUCCUGCGUUGGGCGCGCUUGCUGCGAAAUCAUUUCGUGGGGUUUGCAACCGGAAACAAGUCUACAAACGCUUCCCCAUCAUCUCAUGGCUUCCUUCGUACAGCUGGGGCUUCCUGGUGGAGGAUAUGGUGGCCGGGCUUUCGGUUGGAUUAACGGUGAUACCGCAGGGCAUAGCGUACGCGGUGAUUGCCAGCUUGGAUCCCCAGUACGGCCUGUACUCGGCGUUUAUGGGCUGUUUCGUGUAUUGCAUUUUCGGCAGCUGCAAGGACGUUACCAUCGGACCGACGGCCAUCAUGUCGCUGAUGGUGCAGGUGCAUGCCGCCAACCUGGGCCCGGACUUUGCCAUUCUCUCAGCUUUUCUCACCGGUUGUGCCAUCCUGCUGCUGGGCAUUCUGAACCUGGGCUUUCUAGUGCAAUUCAUUUCGCUGCCCGUGACGGCAGGAUUCACGUCGGCCGCAGCCAUCACGAUUGCAAGUGGACAGAUGAAAUCGUUGCUCGGAUUGCCCGGUAAAUCGAACGAAUUCCUCGAAUCGUGGAUCAACGUAUUCGAACAUAUCGGUGAAGUGAGACUGUGGGACAGCGUGUUGGGCAUCGGUACGAUCGUCGUGCUGCUGUUGCUGAUGAAUCUGAAGAACAUUAAAGGUGGACCGCGCUGGUCCGCUACGGCAAAGUACGUGGCACUCGCCAGAAAUGCGAUCGUAGUGAUUAUCGGAAGUGUUAUAGCGUUCCUGGUCACUGAUGCCGGGCAUACCGAUGUGUUUUUGCUAACGGGCAACGUUACAUCCGGACUGCCGCCCCUACAACCACCUCCCUUUACGGCUACGGUCGGGGACCGCGAGUACAGUUUCACGGAGAUGGUGGAAGAAUUGGGCACAUCGUUGAUCGCGCUCCCGCUCAUUGCCAUCCUAGAGUCGAUUGCGAUCGCUAAGGCCUUUUCGAAAGGGAAAUCGAUUGAUGCAACGCAAGAAAUGAUCGCACUAGGACUGUGCAACAUCGCUGGCUCGUUCGUGUCCUCGAUGCCCGUAACAGGUUCGUUUACCCGAUCCGCAGUGAACAACAAUAGUGGCGUACGGACACCGCUCGGUGGUGUUAUUACCGGGGUGCUUGUCCUGCUCGCGCUCGGACUGCUGACCAGUACGUUCUACUACAUCCCGAAGGCAACGCUGGCUGGGGUUAUCAUCGCGGCCAUGCUGUUUAUGGUCGAGUUCCAUGCGGCCACCGAGAUAUGGCGUACGAAACGGAUCGAUAUCAUUCCGAUGGUGGUGACGCUAGUGGCCUGUCUCUUCCUAGGCCUGGAGUACGGCAUGGUUGUCGGUAUUGCCAUCAACUUUGUCUUCGUGCUAUAUCAAACCUCUCGUCCGAAGAUUUCCUGGGAGUGUAAGAUUAUCGAUUCAAAGGCCCUACUGAUCGUAACACCCGAUCAAAGCCUAGUGUAUUCGUGUGCCGAGUAUCUGAAACAUCAAGUGAUAAAAACUGCUACCAAGGAAGCAGUCGAUCUGGUUGUGCUCGAUGGUACACACAUCAGUUCGGUAGACUCGACGUCCGCGAAAGUGCUGGUCAGUAUGGCUCAAGAUUUGUUGCUUCAAAAUCGUACCGUUAUUGUUUGGAAAUGGAAACGUUCGCCACGUUGCACGCUACUAAGACUGAACCGGGAGGUUUUCCAGAGCUGCGUGAAAAAUGAGGAAAAUCUAGAAGGUAUUGUGAAGGAAAUGACGUCGACGAUCAAUCGAUAGAGAAAAUUUCAUCAAAUUCAAAUGAACAGUGUUGUUGUAGGAAGUGUUUGAAGGAGGCGAUCACAGAAAGUCAGCUCCUUUCACCAAACAUAAUCGGUUACCAAUAAAUUUCUUUAUAUUUUAGA
Messenger RNA from Anopheles aquasalis, 2508 nucleotides. Its product is annotated as sodium-independent sulfate anion transporter-like. Gene Ontology annotation, cellular component: membrane. Gene Ontology annotation, biological process: transmembrane transport. Lineage: Eukaryota; Metazoa; Arthropoda; Insecta; Diptera; Culicidae. The record is from RefSeq and is a predicted model, not a curated record.